Rhipicephalus microplus (southern cattle tick) is the source of this 4804-nucleotide messenger RNA. RefSeq names its product kinesin associated protein 3 (gene Kap3). Gene Ontology annotation, cellular component: axoneme; kinesin II complex; ciliary transition zone. NCBI's taxonomy places the organism in Eukaryota, Metazoa, Arthropoda, Arachnida, Ixodida, Ixodidae. Gene Ontology annotation, biological process: cilium organization; microtubule-based movement. Gene Ontology annotation, molecular function: kinesin binding. The record is from RefSeq and is a predicted model, not a curated record.
UGCAUGAUCGACAUGCAGCCCGACGACGUGACCGUUCAGCGGAACGUCCGCAACUGCGAACUGGACGUCCACCCCACCGAGAAGGCUCUGGUGGUUCGGUACGAGGUGGAAGCGGUCGUCCUGGGAGACGACGGGCCGGCGAUCGAGCAGAGCCGCUCGUGCCAGAAGCUCAUACGCGUCAAGAGUCUCAACGCCUCGACCGAUGUGGCUGCGCUGGCUCGCGAAAUCGUUGUCAAAUGCGACCUCCUUGAAGAAUCCCAGACGACACGUGUGGAGCGGCUGCUGUCGUACCUACAGCAGCGUAAGGACAACGGGACCGCCAGCAGGCCUCAGACAGGAUCUCAGCAUGGAGGUUCGUCACCAUCGGGGGGUCGAGCAGCAUCAACGGCCAGCAUGGCCUGCCUCGAGUCCUACGUGGACAUGCUGUACGAGGAAGGAGAGGACAAGGUGCGUGGAUCGGCCAUGGUACUGCAGCUGGCACGCAGUCCAGACAACUUGGGCGAGCUGGCGGCCAAUGACACCCUGUUGUGUGCCCUGGCGCGGGUGCUGCGGGAGGACGGUCGGAGGGACACCCAGCUGGCCACAAACUUGGCCUAUGUCUUCUUCUGCCUCUCGACAUUUUCACAGUUCCAUCCAGUCAUUGCCGAGUACAAGGUUGGCUCCAUCUGCCUUGAUUUGGUGGAGUAUGAACUGCGACGGCACGCUCACUGGAAAGAGGAGCUGUCGCGAACACCAGACGACGAGCGUAGUCGACGCAAGUUUGUGGGGUUGACGCGCCGACAGGACCAGCUGCUACGCGUGUGCCUUUACCUGCUCCUCAACGUGGCCGAGGAGGCACGCAGCGAGAUCAAGAUGGUUAAUCGUGGACUCGUGCCCAUGCUUGUUGAGUGCCUUGACCGGGAACAGACGGACCUGCUUUUGCUGGCAGUCUGCUUCUUGAAAAAGCUGUCCAUCUACUAUGAAAAUCAGGCCGAGAUGGCUCGGCUACCAACCAUCGAACGGCUAGCGCCACUGCUGUCUCAGGAGCCGCUCGCGUCGGCUGUACUACGCCUACUGCUCAACCUGUCUUUCGACCGCAGCCAUCGUGCCGCCAUGUCGGCAGCGGGGCUCAUCCCAAAACUCGUUCAGCUCCUCGUCAAGGAAGGACGUGCGGCAUCCGACGAGACUCCGGCCCUGUGCAUCUUGUAUCACCUGAGUCUGGACGAUCGUUGCAAGUCCCAGUUUCCCUACACAGACUGCAUGCCGUGGCUGGUCAGAUCCCUCCUGGCAAGCCAGAGUCCGCAGCCAGCUCCGCUGGCACUAGCCAUAAGUCUGGCCACCUAUCGCUGCAAUGCCCAGCUCUUUUCAGGGGCUCUCGAAAAGCUGCUGGAGCGCGCUUUGCGAGACGCCGAUGCCCUUUACUUGCGGCUUGUACGGACCGUGGCACAGCACAGCGGUGCAGCUUGUGGAGCAGCUCUUGCAUCCAAUGCGGAGGCCCUCUGUACUGCACUCUUGCAGCAUUCCUCAACGGAGAGUGACUUUGCUGUAGAGUGUGCCUCCACACUAGCGCAGCUGGAAGGAGGACCUUUUGGGAAACUACUGGAUCGGCUGCUACCGUGGAUUCGUAGUCGCCUUGCUGAAGGGCCUGACGAGCUGCUUGUGCCUUUGGUUCAGCUGGUGGCCACGGUGGCACGAAGCAAUGAGACUUGUGCCCGGGCCAUUGUGCAGCAGGGUCUGGUUGUUGACCUGACGGGCCUGCUCAGAGCCAGGCAGGAGGAUGACCAACUAGUGCUGCAGGUGGCAUAUGUCUUCGAUGCUUUAAUUGCCAGCAGCGGUACUGCUGUGCGCGAAACACUAGUGCGAGGUGCACAGGAGGUGCCAGCAUACCUGCUAGACCUUCUUCACGACCGCAACGCAGAGGUGGGGCGUGUCUGCAGUCAUGCACUGUCGGUAUUGGCCCACUAUUAUCCGGAGUGGGACCGUCGGCUGCGCGAAGCACGCUUCUGCUGGCACAAUGCGCAGUGGUUGGCAGUGGUCCAAUCAGGAGAAGCUCCCGAGGAACAUGAAGAGGGCCCUUGUGAGCAGUUUCUGGACCGAUCAGACCUGCUCUCCAAUGGCAGUGCUGCUUCAGACCCCUGAGCGACUGUUAUCAAACCGACUGUCACGAAACUCACGAGUGACCCUGGGAGAGCUCCAGUUGAUGGUCUACUGAGGUUUUUCCAAGGACUGAUCAAACAUAAUCUGUUAUGAUGGUCACAGACUUUAUGCAAGGCGCACAAAACGGUCAACUAUGCUGAUGAUCUGCAUACAAGUGAUUGUAGACUGCAAGCAAGUUACGCCUAAAGGCAUGGCAGCAGUGGCUGCUGCAUUCCUAUAUUUAUGGGCCCAACAUAAUAUAUAUUAUUUCAUUCACGUAGUUUCUGAAGAACACGUAGACACAAGGUUUACUGAGUUACUCGUCAACAGCACGGCCAGAAGUUUCAGACCCGCUGGCUUGUGAUGUCUCUGAUGCACUGCGCUUGUGUACAAUUUCGCAACUGGUGAUGUCUGACAAAACUACAACAUUUACAACAGUCACAAAUUAAAGUCACAACGGUAACAAAUUAAAAUUUGUUACCGUUGUUGAUUUUGAAUUUCGAGGCUUCUUUGUAGAAGACCUUGUCAACAUGGAAAAGAUCACUGGAAGUUUACGAAAAGCUUGCAUCAUGUUAUCAGAAUGCGCAAUCCAUAUGUAGUGUUUCUAAUGACAACUAACAGAACAGGGGAUUUUGCAAUUUUGAUGUGGCUUUUGUUGCAUAAGAAAGGCAGUAUAUGGAAAUGCUUUACUUGGAAAAGUCGAUGUUGCGCUACUGUGUGAAUAGGCUGCCUCUACAAGGCAGCUAUUGUAACUGUGUGCAGUCAAGGCACUUCCACUAAAAUUAGAAGUCUAGAUGCAAUUAUAUCUAGCAACUACGUGCAUGCUUCGUUUUGGUGGCUCUGUAUACCUCUACGAAAAAAGCUUACACAGCACCACUCAGGCAGCAAGAGGAGUUCAAUUUUCUUGCCACCUCUGCCCAAAUGUUGAAACAGUAUGUGUAGCUUUCACAUUGAGAGCAUAAAUAUUGCAACUGCACCUUCAGGAUGUACUGUGUUUUCUAUUGUGUGUUGUCACAUUUUUCACGCCUUUUCACGCCCUGAGUCAAAAUCAACUUGCCCAACUUUUCAUUAUGAUGAAGUUUUUGCCGUAGGUCUGUAGUGUCAUCUGCUCUCAGUGAAUGUGAGAUCAGAUUAUUUCAGACCAAAUGAGUCUCUACUCAAAACUUAAGCUCUCCGUAAUCCUGGAUGUCAUUCCUAACAGUCAGCGCUAUGAGAAAUGAGUAAUGCAAUGACCUCAUUCCUGUACAUAGAGUGGGUGUGUCACAGGAAUGCCCACAUUUUCGGUGCUCAAGUGCAACUUUCACAGCAACUUUUAGCUCCCUUAUGAAGUCAGCUCUUGCGACUGAGCUGGCAUGAACAGGCUCGAACACAUUGAUCGAGCGCAACCAUCUCCACUUUUCCUCGGAUCGCUCGCCUUUUAAAGCAAUCAAGCGGUACAGGCAAUACAGACGUGUUUGUGUUAGUGAAGCUCUGUGGGUGUUCUUGGCGCAGAGCACUUAAGUGGUUGGGCCUGUUGUACGCUUUCAAAUGCUUAAAGGCUUUGUACUAUUCUUAUCAAAACAGCUGAGUCCAAGCCUAGACUUCAAAUGCUGCAGCAUAAUCGAUAACAUAAAACAAUGUGAACUGCUGUGGCUGAACUUGAUUCACUGUUAUCAUAGGUGGUGAACAAUAUUUCGUGAACACUUUACCAAAGCAUUGUGGAAGUUACAUAUGUAUCUAUUUCUAAGGAAUACUCAAUACCUACGUAACACUGAUUUUGUGCUUCUCAUGCUAUUUAAAUUAGCACAAACAAGAGUGCCGUCUUGGACAACCUCUUGUCAUCAAUCAUUUCACUUGUGCACCAUAGGGCUAGGCCGUAUGGUGCACAAAAGGCACAGAAAUUUUUAAGAUAUUCACAAGUACAUGAAAGGACAUAUAAAGGCAUUUAGACUUCAUUCUGGGUAACCAAUGUUGUUAGGCAGAUUAAUUGGUUGCUUGAACCAUGAAGAUGGUAAUCAGAGUAAAUUGAACCGAACAAGAGGAGUAAACUCUGACACCACCAUCAUGGUACUAUGAAUAUGUAGACCAGUGUUUGCCGCCUCCGUGUCUGCAGCUUAUGUCCCAUUCAGUUUUCUCCAGUGUAAUGGCAUCGCUUUGUCACACACAACAACAUGUAGAAACAGCCUAAAUCAUUGAACCUGUUCUGGUUCUGUACCAAUGCAUACCAUUGGUAAGAUUAUGCGUUGGGGGCAUAUCUCAGCUGAAGGCUAUUUGUAAUUUAACUUUUGUGUUUUACAAGAUGCACGAGGAUGUGGCGCAGAUUGUGUGCUCUUUGUCACAGGCAGAAAAUACAAUAAUUCGUGCAGUGCAUUCAUGUUCCGCUGACCUCGAUACAAGUGGAAAGCGUUAGGCCAACACCUGUGAAGCAAGGCAUUAUGACAGCAUUCUUCAAUCAUACCUAUAAUGAAACUCAGUUUCAAAACCCAGACAUUUGCAUGGAUGAAUUUGCGGAGGCUAGCAAAUCGACAAACAACCAGGAAGAAAAUGUGCUGCACCACUACAGUUUUCAAUAAUGUUGCAAGCUACUAUAGCAAGAAUUGGGCAAGGUGCCUUCAAGAAACAAUGACAAGAACAGUGCUCACUUUACCAAGCACGAGAUCCUCUACUACACAGAAUACAACGAAUUGCCAUAUAUUACACCGAUGUCAAA